CCAGCGGCAGCAGAAGCCCGAGCCGGCGCGGGGCGCAGCGGCCCAGCCUGGAGCGAGCGCAGCCUCGUGCCCGCCGCCCGUGCCCGCCGCCGCUGCCGCCGCCGCCGCCGCCCGUGCCCGCCGCCCCCGGGGCAUGGCCUGUCUGAUGGCCGCUUUCUCGGUCGGCACCGCCAUGAACGCCAGCAGCUACUCUGCAGCGAUGACGGAGCCCAAGUCCGUGUGCGUCUCGGUGGACGAGGUGGUCUUGGGCAACAUGGAGGCCACCGAGACGGACCUGCUGAACGGACAUCUGAAGAAGGUGGACAACAACCUCACGGAGGCUCAGUGCUUUUCGUCCCUGCCCCGCAGGGCGGCCGUGAACAUCGAGUUCAAGGACCUCUCCUACUCCGUCCCCGAAGGACCCUGGUGGAGGAAGAAAGGAUACAAGACCCUUCUGAAAGGCAUCUCCGGGAAGUUCAACAGCGGGGAGCUGGUGGCCAUCAUGGGUCCCUCUGGGGCCGGGAAGUCCACACUCAUGAACAUUCUGGCUGGAUACAGGGAGACUGGCAUGAAGGGGGUCGUCCUCAUCAACGGCCUGCCCCGGGAUCUGCGCUGCUUCCGGAAGGUGUCCUGUUACAUCAUGCAGGACGACAUGCUGUUGCCACACCUCACUGUGCAGGAAGCCAUGAUGGUGUCUGCACAUCUGAAGCUCCAGGAGAAGGAUGAAGGCAGGAGGGAGAUGGUCAAGGAGAUCCUGACGGCUCUGGGCUUGCUGUCUUGCGCCAACACGAGAACCGGAAGCCUCUCGGGCGGCCAGCGGAAGCGCCUGGCCAUCGCACUGGAGCUGGUGAACAACCCUCCCGUCAUGUUCUUCGAUGAGCCCACCAGCGGCCUGGAUAGCACCUCCUGCUUCCAGGUGGUCUCCCUGAUGAAAGGACUGGCCCAAGGAGGGAGGUCCAUCAUCUGCACUGUCCAUCAGCCCAGCGCCAAGCUCUUCGAGCUCUUUGACCAGCUUUAUGUCCUUAGUCAAGGACAAUGUGUGUACCGGGGAAAAGUCUCAAAUCUUGUGCCAUACUUGAGGGAAUUAGGUCUGAAUUGCCCAACCUAUCACAACCCUGCUGACUUUGUCAUGGAGGUAGCGUCCGGUGAAUACGGUGACCAGAACAGCCGCCUGGUGAGAGCCGUCCGGGAGGGCAUGUGUGAUUCUGACCACAGGAGAGAGCCUGGGGGGGAUGCCGAGGUGAACCCUUUUCUUUGGCACCGGCCCUCUGAAGAGGUAAAGCAGGCAAAACGAUUAAAGGGGUUGAGAAAGGACUCCACCUCCAUGGAAGGCUGUCACAGCUUCUCGGCCAGCUGCCUCACCCAGUUCUGCAUUCUCUUCAAAAGGACCUUCCUCAGUAUCAUGAGGGAUUCGGUCCUGACGCACCUGCGGAUCACGUCUCACAUCGGCAUCGGCCUCCUCAUCGGCCUGCUCUACCUGGGGAUCGGGAACGAAGCCAAGAAGGUCCUGAGUAACUCCGGCUUCCUCUUCUUCUCCAUGCUGUUCCUCAUGUUCGCGGCCCUCAUGCCCACCGUCCUCACAUUCCCCCUGGAGAUGGGAGUGUUCCUUCGGGAACACCUGAACUACUGGUACAGCCUGAAAGCCUACUACCUGGCCAAGACCAUGGCCGAUGUCCCCUUCCAGAUCAUGUUCCCGGUGGCCUACUGCAGCAUCGUGUACUGGAUGACGUCACAGCCGUCCGACGCCGUGAGGUUCGUCCUGUUUGCCGCGCUGGGCACCAUGACCUCUCUGGUGGCGCAGUCCCUGGGUCUGCUGAUUGGAGCUGCCUCGACGUCCCUGCAGGUGGCAACCUUUGUGGGCCCUGUGACGGCCAUCCCCGUCCUCCUCUUCUCGGGGUUCUUCGUCAGCUUCGACACGAUCCCAGCUUACCUGCAGUGGAUGUCGUACAUCUCCUACGUCAGGUACGGGUUCGAAGGGGUCAUCCUGUCCAUCUACGGCCUGGACCGGGAGGACCUGCACUGUGGCAUCGACGAGACGUGCCACUUCCAGAAGUCAGAGGCCAUCCUGCGGGAGCUAGACGUGGAGGAUGCCAAGCUCUACCUGGACUUCAUCGUCCUGGGGGUUUUCUUCAUCUCCCUGCGCCUCAUUGCCUACUUCGUCCUGAGAUACAAAAUCCGGGCCGAGAGGUAAAACACCGGAGUGCCGGCAGAGGGCGGAGUAGACAGUGCGGCCCAGGGUGGCUUGUACGAUCGCGGCGGCAGGGCCGUGCCCGCGGACACAGGGACCCCCGCCGCCCAGCCCUGGCAGCGCCCUCAGGCCGCGGGCGUCAGGCCGCCCCGUCCACGCAGCCCAGCCGGGCCUUCGCUCCGUCCCCCUUUCUGGCUCCGCUGGGGAAGCGGGUGUAGAGGUGUGUCCGCGAGCAGCAUUUCACAACGCGGCGGCUGGGCGGCCGGGGAGGAAGGCCAGCGCCCGCGGCCCCGCUCAUGACUGUCGCUGUCACCCCCCCCCACGGUCUGCCUCCUUCUCCAAGAAGUCACCUUCCAAGCCAAAAGCCGAUAACUCUCAUCCAUUUGAAGAAACUGUAUCUUUUUAGUACUCGUCGAAGAACACGAUUCAGGGUAAAUAACACACUUUGCUUCGAGAGGCGAGGGGUUGAACUUCACCGCGGGGCUGGUCUCGUUUUUCGGGCUGAAGCUGUAAAAGAUGGAGACACGGUCCCCGGCGGAGAGAAGGUUCUGGAGCUGCACGCGCUCAGCCGCGCCGGAAUUUCAAGAAGUCGUGAGGAAAGCUGGAGGGUGAGGUUGGCCAACACCCCCCAAGCCUUCUGUUUCCCCCCGUGCUUCUUAUCUUAAGCAAAACUUAUUGUUUAUUUCUUCCUAACUCUCUGAACACCUUAAUUUUGCCUACAACAUGUCCAGAAAAUUGGC
Messenger RNA from Acinonyx jubatus (cheetah), 2907 nucleotides. It is a transcript of the gene ABCG1, whose product is annotated as ATP binding cassette subfamily G member 1. Gene Ontology annotation, biological process: transmembrane transport; cholesterol homeostasis. Gene Ontology annotation, cellular component: plasma membrane. The transcript has 15 exons. Gene Ontology annotation, molecular function: ATP binding; ABC-type sterol transporter activity; ATP hydrolysis activity. NCBI's taxonomy places the organism in Eukaryota, Metazoa, Chordata, Mammalia, Carnivora, Felidae. The coding region runs from base 134 to 2170 and encodes 678 amino acids. The record is from RefSeq and is a predicted model, not a curated record.